ACAUUUUCCCCUCCACUUCCACACUCAUUCCCUCGCUAGACUCUUGAUUUGACUGACUCUCUUCCAAAUUUACACAAUUUUUAUCUUGAUAAGUAAAUUUAUUUUGACUUCGGCAUGGCCCCCCCGCAUCCCUCCACUACUAGAACCACCUCCCAUCGUCGCACCCUUCAUCGCAUCUCCGCCAAAGUGCUCCCCCCUCCAUUGGACAUGAAGAGUGCGACAAAGUCUAAUAAUAAUUCGCUGAUGAUGAUGCCGCUCGAGUCACAGAUUUUUGGAACGACGCAGAAAAUGAGCAGUUGGUCAUUCAACAGCACGACGAGAUUGCAGACGCUCCUCUCUACAAAUUCUAACCUUCUCGGCGUCCGUCCCUUAUCCCCGGCAAAUCCCCCACCCCCGCAUCAAGUUUAUCGUUCAUCCUCCUCAUCUUCGUCCUAUUCAACGUCACAAGUGGUCACAUUUCAAGAUUUGAAUCGUCGUAAAAGUAAAAAGCGACAAGGGAAAAAUCUGGCUCAAUAUUUACCAUUCAUUCAAAAUUAUACAAAAAUUAGACGUAAGAAAGAAGGAAAGACUGUUUCCGGGGGGUGUGAUUGGUUCUCUUCACUGCCAGAUGAGAUGGUCCUUCGGGUGCUUCGAAACCUACCGAAAUCUUCUCUUGGUCGGAUGGCACUAGUUUCAAAACGCUUUUCACGCUUAGUUUCUGACGAGUCAUUGUGGGAAAGGAUUGAUUGUAUCGGGUUGUCUCUGGGGGAUGGACAGCUUGGCGUCAUUUGUGAAAGGAGACCUGAUUAUUUGAGAUUGGCCAGGGCGGAGGUACCCUUCUCAGCCCUCCCUUUGCCACCAUCCACCCAGCUCCCCUUGACUCAUCUCGAUUUAACAAUGGCCUUGAUAAGCCCAGUCACAAUGCAAAUCCUCCUUGCCGCCUCACCGUCCAUUACUCACCUCUCUCUCGAGCACUGCACGUUGGACGACACUGUUUUGGCUGCCGUGGGGGAAAUGAAGGCGAUCAAAGUGCUCAAUCUCAGCAUGUGCUAUGGAAUGGGAGGACCUCAAGUGGGGAACAUGUUGGAAAAGGGACGUUUUCAGAGACUGACCGAGUUCAACCUCUCGUGCAUCCCGCAGCAAGAUAUUGAAAAGUGGACGUCUGAAGAUUUGAUCAAAAUUAUCAAUGCACUUCCCAUCGGAUUGGAAAGAUUUAAUUUUAGUGGAUUUCGUCAUAUUAUGUUCGACAGUCAUACUGCCCUGUUGGUAUCUCGUCUCCCGAACGUCAUAGAUUUAGACAUUUCUGAUUCUCAAGAACUGACUGGAACAUCUCUCGAGCAUUUAACCAAACUAAAAAAAUUACAGCAUUUGAGCUUGAGCAGGUGCUAUUCUAUUCAAGCACAGGCGUACUCCGUGCUGGGAACGAUUGCCACCUUGCGAUAUUUGGAAGUAUUUUCCCUCUUUAAACUCGAGUCCAUUGCCACUCUUUCGAAAGAAUUGCUCAAAGGGAUUGAAAUUAAUCAAUUUCCGCUCAGUGCCAUUGCUCGACCUACAGUUGGGAGUAGAAGGAGUACGAUUUGGGGGGUCAAAGUUCGAGACUGACUUUCGACUGAUAAAAACUUUGAUCUAAAAGUGUAUAUUGCAUAAUCUUUUUUUAUUAAUUUUGCAACAAAAAUAUUAUAAUUGCAAGUAAAUAAGUGUGCUCGAAGAAAAGGAUAAAAACAAUAAAAAUAUAAAAAAUUUACAAAAA
This is a messenger RNA of Folsomia candida, 1729 nucleotides long. RefSeq names its product S-phase kinase-associated protein 2 (gene Skp2). Bases 115 to 1581 code for a protein of 488 amino acids. Gene Ontology annotation, molecular function: protein binding. The record is from RefSeq and is a predicted model, not a curated record. Lineage: Eukaryota; Metazoa; Arthropoda; Collembola; Entomobryomorpha; Isotomidae. The transcript has 7 exons.